UUUGGAAUCCCACUCAUCAUCCAGGCCAUCAGCUCAGACUCCCACCUCUACACGCCCAUGUACUUCUUACUCUCCAGCCUGUCCAAUGACAUCUUCUUCUAUUCCACCACAAGCCCCAUGAUGCUGGUGAGCCUCCAAACCCAGAAUAGAACCACCCCUUUUGUGGGGUGAACUGCCCAGAUGUACACCCUCCAUUUGCUUAGAACCAUGGGCAGCUUUCUCCUGGCUAUAAUGGCCAUUGACCGGUUUCUGACCAUUGUCCAUACUCUGCACUACUCGGUAAUCAUGAUCCAUGUGUAUGGGCUCCAUGUGCACACCUGUCUCAUGGCUCAGCUCACCUUCUGUGCCAGCUCUGAAAUCCCCCACUUCUUCUGCGACCUUAUGCCCCUACUGAAACGCUCCUGCUCAGACACACACACCAUUAAGUUGGUGAUCUUUGCUUUUGGUAUCAUCUCGAGGUUCAGUCCCCUCAAAUGCAUCCUCUUGUCUUCCAUCUGCAUUUUCUGGGCAGUCUUUCCAUUUGCUCUGGGCAAAUGGACCGAGAACAAAUGGAAAGUCUUCUCCACUUGCAGCUCGUACCUCACUGUGGUCUCACUGUUCUAUGGCACCAUCUUUGCCGUGGUCUCACUGUUCUAUGGCACCAUCUUUGCUGUGCACUUACAGCCAUCAUCUCCAUCCUCCCCCAAGAAGGACAAGGCAGCUGCCCUGGUAUGUGGAGUGGUCAUGCCCAUGCUGAACCCUUAUCUAUAUAGCCUGGGGAAUAAUGAUAUAAAGGCAGCUCUGAGGAAGGUCACCAGCAAAGUGACCUAUCUCAGUCCUAGGAUAGAAAAGGUGUUGGUCAUGUCUCUGUUCCAGGCCCACCUCUCCUUGCCAGGAACACAGAAAUGUGUGUUGUCCCUGUUGUGGAGGAGGACACUAAUCUUCCUCUAUCUUUCUAUGUUGGUAGGCUGA
Talpa occidentalis (Iberian mole) is the source of this 951-nucleotide messenger RNA. Its product is annotated as olfactory receptor 1I1. Gene Ontology annotation, cellular component: membrane. Gene Ontology annotation, molecular function: olfactory receptor activity; G protein-coupled receptor activity. Lineage: Eukaryota; Metazoa; Chordata; Mammalia; Eulipotyphla; Talpidae. The record is from RefSeq and is a predicted model, not a curated record. Gene Ontology annotation, biological process: G protein-coupled receptor signaling pathway.